AAUCAGUCCGACUUGGCGGGGCUAUAAAAGUGACCUGUUCAAACGGAUUUGCAAAAUAGUCGCUAAAAUCCCUCACAACAUGAAGCUGCUCUCGAUCGCAUUUCUUUUGGGUCUGUUGACUCUGGCCAGUGCAACUCCUUUGAAUCCUGGCAAUGUCAUCAUCAACGGCGACUGCAGGGUUUGCAAUGUUCGGGGCGAUUAAAAUAUAAAACUGAAGCUCAUUUGCUUAACUGCGCAAAAAUAUGAAAUAAAAUAAGAUCACUUUUUCACUCAUAAA
Messenger RNA from Drosophila elegans, 277 nucleotides. Its product is annotated as bomanin Short 3. Bases 80 to 202 code for a protein of 40 amino acids. Gene Ontology annotation, biological process: defense response. NCBI's taxonomy places the organism in Eukaryota, Metazoa, Arthropoda, Insecta, Diptera, Drosophilidae. The record is from RefSeq and is a predicted model, not a curated record. The transcript is spliced from 2 exons.